AUGUCCUCCUAUCUACACCAUCGGCGACCUUCACAGAACAUUGACCAGGGCCAGGCGUACGAGCUCGGCCACACCAGCAAAAGUGUGGGCGUUGAUAUUUCAGAGACUCAUGAUGAAUCCAAACAACCUCCACCUGCUGUGCCGCCUACGCUCGAAUCUCAAGUCAGAGUACGAAGACUAUUCAGUGGUGCUCAACUGUUCAUGUUCUCACUGACCAACAUGGGCUUGUGGGAGGGGAUGUGCACGAACAUGUAUUUUGCGCUUUACGAAGGCGGCCCAUAUACCUUCUCCUGGAGUAUCUUGAUCUGCUUCUUCGGAGCAAUUUCACAAGCAGCCUCGAUCGGCGAGAUGGCCAGUAUAAUUCCAAUCGCAGGGGCACAGUACCACUGGACGUGGCAUCUGGCGCCUUCAAAAAUCAAGCGUUUCGCUACUUAUAUGCAGGCUUGGUUCACAUGGUUUGGUUACAUAUCGUUACUUGCGGCUGUCGCAAACGUUACCAUUAUCCUCCUGGAAUCACUGGUGGGGUUAAACAACCCAAGCUAUGUCGCGCAAGGUUGGCACACCGCACUCCUAGUGAUUGCAAUGUGCACACUUCAGGCAGGCAUGAAUAUGUACCUCUUCUGGCUCAUUCCAUGGGUUGAGUUCGUUGCUGGCAUUCUGCAUAUAUGUCUGUUUGUGGUCUUCCUUGUCGUGUUGGCAGUCAUGGGCAAUCGACACAGCGCAUCCUUCGUCUUCACCGCACGCAAUACCUCUGAGAUUCAAUCAGGUUGGACUAACCAAUUUGUCUCCUUCCACCUCGGUAUGCUGACCUGUGUUUGGUCGUUUACAGGAUUUGACGGAGCUAUCCAUAUGAGCGAGGAAGUACGAAAAGCGAAAUCCGCUGUGCCAAGAGCCAUGUUCUGGUCCAUCUUCAUGAACGGACUCCUCGGAUAUGCAAUGGUCAUUACCAUCCUGGUCGCCAUGGGAUCUGUCGAGGACGCCCUGAACUCAAGUAGUCCCAUCGUCGCCAUCCUGAUGGAAGUGACUGGGUCAUCAGCAGCUACUACAGCAAUGGUAACAGGCCUGUUCAUCAUCUCCUUCGCCAUCAACAUGGGCAUGAUCGCAUCAGUUUCUCGGCUAACAUGGGCCUGGGCCCGAGACGGUGGCUUACCAACGCACUUCGCCUAUGUCGAUCCCAAACACCGCGUCCCAGUCCGUGCAGUCUGGAUCGUCACCCUCCUCGUCUGCAUCCUCUGCCUCCUCAACAUUGGAAGCUCAAGCUACAUCGCCUUCGGCGCCAUUACCUCCCUCUCCUCCCUCGCCCUCUAUGCCUCCUACGCAAUUGCCAUCAGCAGCAUGUUAUACGCACGGUACUCUAGCAAGGGCACCCUGCAACUAGGAGAAUGGAACUUUGGCCGAUGGGGACCAUAUAUCAACAUGUUUGCUUUGGUGUAUACGUUGUGGAUGUGUGUUUUCUUGCCGUUCCCGUCGAGUUUACCUGUUACUGGUGCGAACAUGAAUUACUGUGGACCGGUGUUCUUGUUUGUUGUGGUUGUGGCUCUGGUGCUUUGGGUUGUAAGUGCGGGUAAGAACUGGCAGGGUCCGAAUAUUACGAUUAUGGAUUUUGUGAUGGCUCAGUCGUAG
This is a messenger RNA of Lithohypha guttulata, 1623 nucleotides long. RefSeq lists its product as uncharacterized. Gene Ontology annotation, molecular function: transmembrane transporter activity. Bases 1 to 1623 code for a protein of 540 amino acids. Gene Ontology annotation, cellular component: membrane. The transcript is spliced from 4 exons. Gene Ontology annotation, biological process: transmembrane transport. The record is from RefSeq and is a predicted model, not a curated record. NCBI's taxonomy places the organism in Eukaryota, Fungi, Ascomycota, Eurotiomycetes, Chaetothyriales, Trichomeriaceae.